GGCCCUUCCCCGCCCCCGCCGCCGCCUCCCGCCGCUGCAGCCGCCGCCGCCGCCGCCAGCGUCCUUGCGGCAGGAAGAUGCCCGGGGAGGUGCCGCCGCCGGCGCCCCGGGGGCUGCGGAGCCUUGCGGUGCUGCUGCCGCUGCUGCUGCUGCUCAACGGCCGCGCCGCGCUGGCUCAGCGCUGGCGCAAUGAGAACUACGAGAGGCCCGUGGACCUGGAGGGCUCGGGGGAUGAUGACCCCUUUGGGGACGAUGAACUGGAUGAUGUCUACUCAGGCUCUGGCUCAGGGUAUUUUGAGCAGGAGUCGGGACUCGAGACAACAGUUAGCCUCACCACGGACACAUCUGUCACGCUCCCCACCACAGCAGCUGUGCUGCCCAUCACCUCGGUGCAGCCUGUGGCAACCCCCUUUGAACCUUUCCCUGCUGAGGACACCACCCCCGAGCAGGCAACCAGUCUCUUGUAUAUCCCCAGGAUGACAAAGGCACCAGUGAUCCCCAGCUGGAAAGCAAUCACGACCAGUACCACUGCCAGAGACUCCCCUACCACCACAACCACCACCACGGCCAGCACCACUACCACUGUGGCCACGACCACCACCAGCACCACCAUGGCCACUGCCAAGCCCACCACCAUCUGGAUAUUCCUGCCCCCUUUCAUCACCAAGGCAUCCACCACCCAGGCCACGACCCUGGAGACACCCACCACCUCCACCCUCGAAACCAGCACACCAACAGAGGUGGCCACAUCAUGGCUUGUCCCCACCAGCACACCCAAGCCCAGGUCCCUGCCAAAACCAACCACCUCCAGGACUGCAGACCUCACAGAAAAAAGCACUGCUUUUCCAUCCAGUCCUACCAUGCUGCCGCCCACAGAAGCCCCCCAGAUGGAGCCAGGGGAGGUGACGACAGUCCUUGACAACGAGCUGGAGGUCCCGGUCAGCAGCGGCCCCAGCGGGGACUUUGAGAUCCGGGAGGAGGAAGAGACGACUCGUCCCGAGCUUGGUAAUGAGGUGAUGGCUGUUGUGACGCCGCCAUCGGGACGUGUGCUGGGCAAGAAUGCAGAGCCAGGAAUGAUCGACAACACGAUAGACUCUGGUAACUCGGCUGCUCAGCUCCCUCAGAAAAACAUCCUGGAGAGGAAAGAAGUAUUGAUAGCGGUGAUUGUGGGCGGCGUGGUGGGAGCCCUCUUUGCUGCCUUCCUGGUCAUGCUGCUCAUCUACCGGAUGAAGAAGAAGGAUGAGGGCAGUUACACGCUGGAGGAGCCCAAGCAAGCCAACGUGACAUACCAGAAGCCCGACAAGCAGGAGGAGUUCUACGCAUAGAAGGAGAGCGUGGUGUGCCUUGCGCUCCCUCCCUCCCCACUCCAAACUCUCCCUCUUCCUCUACUUCAUCCAGUCUCUCUCUCUCUCUUUUUUGGAUCAGACUGUGAAUUUAAAAAGCAAAACCUGCAACAGCUAAAGAAGAAAACACACCUUCGGCAUGAUGAAAAAUCAAGUGCCCAGAGCAUCGUUGAGUUCAGACUGAGUACCACUGGCCUUUCUGCUAGCGGGAGGGACAGGGCAAGGAGCCAACGCCAAGGAACCUGUGCCUGGGGAGUGCUCUGGCGAGCCCGGGAUGGGGCAGUCAAGCUGCUGAUGGCAGCCGGAGGUUAACGGGGCUUUUCCCACCAACAGAACAGACUCCAGGAUCCGGACAUCUUCUACCAGCUCUGGGGCGCAGGGGGGUUGGUUUGGAUUUAUCUCCCCUUAUUUUUUUUUCCCUUUGGAAAGGAGGGAUGUAUCUUUCCCUCUCUCUUGUUUUUACUUUUUAUUUUCUUUUUGAAUGGGGUUGGUUGCUUUGCAGGAAUUACCUGGCUCCCUGCUUCUGUUUGAAGAGAGGACGCAACUCUCAAAUAUGCUUUGAACCUUGAAAAAAAGCACAAGGGGCUGGAAUACCUGAUGCCCUGGGAUUUGCUCGUGGAGUGAGGGGAAAAAAAAACAACCCAAACAUGGCCAGUAUGCUGGAAAUGAUCUCUUUAGAUCAACUCUUUGGAGAGUUCGUGGAGCAGCAAGAAGCUGCAUUGGGGAAUCUCAUGCUGCUCCCCUCCUGCUACUGCCUCACUUCACUGCAUCGCUGUGCACAGCCAGAGACCUUAAAUCUACAGACACUGCGUGUCACCAGCCGCUGCGGGGUUUGGAUGAGAAGGGACCUUGCUUUUGCUGGGUUUUCACUGUGACCAAUAAAACUCAGCUUGCACAGUAUGACCUACAGCAGUAGUUUUAAAAUGGAGUGGGACAUUUCUUGGUGGGGAGUUGGCAGGGAGAGGAGUUGGAAAUGGAGAAGCUGACUCCUCUCCACUGUUCCUCCAGAGGGGACAACAAAGCUCUACAGGGCAUGAGAUGCAGCAUAAGAAAAGGAAUGCAAAGCAGAAGCGAUACCUUGGGGGUCAGGCAGGGGUCCCCACCAGGCCACGCACACCCAAAGGUGAGGAGGGUGUGGCAGAGUGGUGGCUUUCCACUGGUCAGCCCCAGGGCAGGUUGGUUGCUACGUAUCUUUUGCAAGACCCAGAACUGAUGGUUUGUGUUUCUUUUUUUGUUGCUUAAAUUCUAGUAUAACCCACAGGGCACCCAGGAGCCUGAGAGCAAUAGAUCCUGGAGGCCAUUGUCACCCAAGUGCAGUGGUUUCCCCUCUGAAGCUACCUGAGGUGCAGAGCAGCAGGGCGUGAUUCAGAGUCCAACUGUGCCUUCUGGAAAGGCUGGAUUUUUUUUGAGCAGGCUCUCUGCACAGAAAAAUCAAUUAGGUAUUUCAAUGAGUUGGCUUUUAAUUAGCUGAAGCGCUGUUUGCGAUGCAGUCAAGGAGCUUUGUUUGCAUGAUGGUUGUGAUCUCAAUGGUGUCCCAUGGAGACCUUGGUGUUGCUCUUAGAGCGAUUUGAACAGGGGAAAAAACCGGGGGAAACUGGGUUGCUUUCACUUGUUGCAUCAUGAAUUAACCUGCACAGACAGUGACACUUUGUCCCCUCAGGGUGUUAGUGGUUAUAAGGAUUUAUGACCCUGGUGGAAGCUACAAGACAGCAGUGCUGCUUUAUGUCAGGAAUUUGAGAGGCCAAAUGCGUAUUAUAUAUAUAUAUAUAUAUAUGUAUAUGUAUAUAUAUAUAUAUGUAUAUACACACACACUUACA
This is a messenger RNA of Falco peregrinus (peregrine falcon), 3160 nucleotides long. It is a transcript of the gene SDC3, whose product is annotated as syndecan 3. Bases 78 to 1325 code for a protein of 415 amino acids. Gene Ontology annotation, biological process: cell migration. The record is from RefSeq and is a predicted model, not a curated record. Gene Ontology annotation, cellular component: membrane; cell surface. Lineage: Eukaryota; Metazoa; Chordata; Aves; Falconiformes; Falconidae. The transcript has 5 exons.